Anopheles marshallii is the source of this 1680-nucleotide messenger RNA. Its product is annotated as homeobox protein Hox-A1-like. The record is from RefSeq and is a predicted model, not a curated record. NCBI's taxonomy places the organism in Eukaryota, Metazoa, Arthropoda, Insecta, Diptera, Culicidae. The transcript is spliced from 4 exons. Gene Ontology annotation, biological process: regulation of transcription by RNA polymerase II. Bases 1 to 1680 code for a protein of 559 amino acids. Gene Ontology annotation, molecular function: RNA polymerase II cis-regulatory region sequence-specific DNA binding; DNA-binding transcription factor activity, RNA polymerase II-specific. Gene Ontology annotation, cellular component: nucleus.
AUGAUAGACAUAAGUAUGUACGGAAAUCAUUCAUCGCACACCAGUGGUUUUCAGAACAGUGAUCUUGGGGCCGGUGGUUAUCCCUAUUUUACAGCCGGUCACCAUCAUCAUCACCAUUAUCACCAACACCAAAGGCAAGCCAAUGUCCAACCGCUUCAGCACUCCAACGCUACUAGUGUAGGCAAUACAACAUCUGUGAAUAAUGCCACCAGUAACACCGCAGUGACCUCUAACAGCACCACCAGUAACAGUUCUAAUCCGCCCACGGCCAAUGUCCAUCAGACCUCCUCCUAUGCUCACACAUCUCACUUAUACAGUCCGUCCGCGAUCGAAUACGGCAUCACUACCUCUAGCUCUCCGACGACCGAUUUAUACUUUGAAGGCGAUAGCCAGGGCGCUAUUUACUACGGUCCAGGGCAGCCGACCCCGACGGCUCCGUUUCCGGAAAACCGCAUCAUUAGUGCGGAUAAUGGUCUGAGCUACACUAACCUGGAUUAUGCGAUGUAUCACCAAACACAGGAUUGCGCAGAUUCUAAUUUUCUGGCGCAUCAUCACGAUUCCAAAUUGCAUCUGCAUCGCUAUGGAGCCUUCGCCGGAGCUAUAACGGACGAUGCUACCGGUGCCAGUGAGCACAACCACCAUACCCAUCUUCACCAACAUCCGCAUAUGUCACAUCCGCACAACCCCACAAUCUCCCCUAGUGGUGUGAACGGUGCUGCUACCGGUUGGGGACAGGUAUACUCCGAUACCAUUUCUCAACCGCAUCAACAUCAGCAUCUUCAGCAGUCCCAUAAUCAGCACUCGGUAGCCCAGUGCAGCCCUAACGUUUCUACAUCCGCAGCAAUGAUUGACUCGCCACAAGUAUUGCUUAACGCGAGUACAUCCGACGAUGGGGACAGUAACGGUGCUGUAGGCAACAAUUUCUCCCACCACCACCAGCAACACCACCAUCAUCACCCUCACCCUCAUCAUCAUCACCAUCAUGCUGCAGUAUUGCAGCAAAACAUGCAUACUCAGCAGCAACAGCAACUGCAUUCGGCGAAUCAGCAAUCGCAACAGCAUCAGCAGCUGCAACAGCAACAACAUGCUCAUCAGCAACAAAACCAACAGAAUGCACCUACCUACAAGUGGAUGCAAGUUAAACGAAACGUGCCAAAGCCUCCAAUGACCAAGCCUGUACAAUUAGCAACAUCGCCGGAAUAUCAUAUUCCUGCCCAUGUGCUCGAUCCUCUACGAGUUCCUAACCACACGACUGUUGCUCCCAGUACUGUUUCACCUCACCAGACAAAUUUUCUGAUGAACAAUAACAGUACAGGUCGAACGAAUUUCACCAACAAACAGUUAACGGAGCUGGAAAAGGAAUUUCACUUUAACAAAUACCUGACACGGGCAAGGCGAAUAGAAAUAGCAAAUGCUUUACAUCUGAACGAAACACAAGUGAAAAUCUGGUUCCAAAAUCGACGCAUGAAACAAAAGAAGCGCGUUAAGGAAGGCCUGGUGCCGCCGGAAGUGCAAGGCCAAUCUCCAAAACACUCCUCUUCCAUGAUAAACACCAACGAUUCCUCAUCGGCCAGCUCAACGACAGCAUCGAACACGGUGGUGGCAACUGCUUCCGGUACCUCCAACACUACAACCUUAAAUGAAAGCAAUGAAAACAGCCGUGAAUCCACUACCAUUUAA